This is a messenger RNA of Fulvia fulva, 564 nucleotides long. RefSeq lists its product as uncharacterized. NCBI's taxonomy places the organism in Eukaryota, Fungi, Ascomycota, Dothideomycetes, Mycosphaerellales, Mycosphaerellaceae. The transcript is spliced from 2 exons. The record is from RefSeq and is a predicted model, not a curated record. The coding region runs from base 1 to 564 and encodes 187 amino acids.
AUGGCAGUGACAACCAGGCAGUCCGCCAAGGCACAGUCACACCCACAGGCAAAUCUUCUGGGUCUGCCACGUGAGCUCCGCGAUCUGAUCUACGGCCACGUCUUCGACAAUCUCCCACUGUUCAAGCUCGAAAAACGAACGCCCUACUACCAGCAGGUCGGCCUUGUCACAGCAAGCAGGCAGCUAUACAUCGAGACCGUCGACCUGUGCUACAAAUCAACCACGAUCUACAUGGUGCACAGCGACCGCAAGAAAGGAAUCGAUCGCGAAGAGCAGCGUCUUUUCAAGUGGCUUCGACGACUGCCGAGAAAGCGACGUGACCUCAUCAAGGAGAUCUGGUGCGACUUGCCUGGAGUGUACUGCGCACUUCAAAGGCCAACCUGCGUAUGCGGCUCGUUUGCGGACUGUAGGUGGACUAAGAGAAGGAGUGAGUAUCGGCGCAUGCAGCGCGUUAUGGGCGACCAGGGCAUCAAGCUCCGUCCGGGAGUGCUGAAGUUUCGCACGAGGACGUGUGACUACAGCAACAAGAAGCUGGUGUGGAGUUCUUUCGAUGAACGGGUCUAA